GCAACCCUAAAUCAAUCGAUGACAGCGAAUUUUCUUCUGACGACAUUUUUAUCAAUAAUUUGGCAAAAAUCGUGAAAAAUAAGUGUUUUCAUCAAUAGUGAAUAGUGAUAAAAGGCCCACAAUGGCAGACAGCAAUGAACAGAAGGCUAUGCAGUUGAUGGCGGAGGCCGAAAAGAAAUUAAAUUCAUCGAAAUCCUUCCUUGGGUCACUUUUUGGUGGUUCAUCGAAGGUGGAGGAAGCGGUGGACUGCUACCUGCGGGCUGCGAACCUCUUCAAGAUGUCCAAGAAGUGGGCGCAGGGCGGGCAGGCGUUCUGCCUCGCCGCGCAGCUGCAUCUAAAAGCCGGUGUCCGCCACGAUGCCGCCACCAACUUUGUCGACGCCUCUAAUUGUUACAAGAAGUGUGAUCCUAAUGAGGCGGUUUCAUGUAUUCUAAAGGCGGUAGAAAUCUACACGGACAUGGGUCGCUUCACCGUCGCCGCCAAACAACAUCAGAACAUAGCGGAGCUCUACGAGACCGAGUGCGUGGACCUGGCGCGAGCGAUGCAGCACUACGAGCAGGCCGCCGACUACUUCCGCGGCGAGGAGUCCACGUCCAGCGCCAACAAGUGCAUGUUGAAGCUCGCCCAGUACGCGGCUCAACUGGAGCAUUAUGACAAGGCUAUACAGAUCUAUGAACAGAUCGCCAAAUCAUCGCUCGACAGCAGCCUGCUCAAGUACAGCGCCAAGGAGUACAUGUUCCGCGCGGCGCUGUGCCACCUCUGUGUGGACGCGCAGAACGCGGCCUUCGCAUUGGAUAAAUACAUCGGACUGUACCCCGCCUUCGCCGACACACGGGAGUACAAGCUGCUUAAGGAGCUGAUUGAACACCUGGAGGAGCAGAACGUGGAAGGGUUCACCGAAGCCGUCAAGAACUACGACAGCAUAUCCCGCCUCGACCAAUGGUACACGACCAUUCUGGUGCGCAUCAAGAAGCAAAUCAACGACGACGCCGACCUGCGUUGAUUGGCCAGCCCGCGCCGCGCCGCCGCCGUCUGCUACUGAGCUCGCUUCUGAUUGGUCCGUGUUUGUGGGGAGUCGCGUUUAUUGGUUAGUCCAGCUGAACUGCUUUUUUUUUCAAGUCAAGUAGGUACAGAGGGUGUAGGUUUUUGUUAACCGAUAAAGCAGUGACAAUCUACGCAAUUUGUACCGCUAGGUGGCGUCUCUGUCGCGCCAUACUAAUUCGUUUACUCGUCACUACUCGAACGAUGUAAAAAUUCGCACUCUGCAUGAUGAAGAUAUUGUUAAUCCUUUAACUGGUAGAAAACUAAAAUAUUUACAUUUGGUUUUGGACCUUAAGUUUAAUAGCAUAAAGUUCGUUUGUAAAAGGGUUGACGUUUUUAGGGUUUGUCAUCGGUGCUUGUACUAUCACAAAGUUUUCUGGUUAAUUCUUUGUUAUGGCUGCGGUCGCGUCGCGUGACUUUAAUUCUGAGGUUUGUUAGCAUGAAGAAUGAUAAACAAGUUUUAAUAACGUUCAAAAUUAAUACAAUUAUAUGCUAUAUGUUGUAAUUUUGCCAAAACGAGUGUGAAAAGUGUAAAAAUAAUAACAUAUAAAAUGGCAGUUGUACCUUCACUUUCGAUUGAAUAAAUGUACAAGUGAGUGUGAUUGGUUGGACUAUUUCAGAACGUUGCUCAAUCGUUGAACACACGGCGGUGGUGGCGGAUACAAUUUAUCUUUUCAAUAGUAAUAAUAGUAGUUAUUCAUAACUUAUGCCUAUUUCUUAUAGUAAAGGCGCGUUUAACAUUUGUGAUGUACUGUGGAUUAUCGUUAAUAUGUUAAAAUAAUACAGAAUUACCUGCUUUAGGUAUAACUUAAGUUCAUCUGGAUUCAUCAACAGCAUUGAACGGUAUUAUUUCUCUAAAACUACGGACAUAUCAGCGCAUAAGAGCCAUGCAAUGAGGGCAAUACAUCAUUCAAAUACAAAACGCAUACAUUUACUUGUUUGGACGUUUUACAGUACAAUGCGAAAACGAUACACACAGUGCAAAACAAAGGAGCUACUAGCAUUCAAGUUAGUUAAAAAUAUACUAUAAUUAAUUUAAAAUUUAGUGGAUAAGACGGCAUUUUUUUAUCAGCUGAUACACCGAGUCCCAUACUUCAUAACUUAGUAGAUAAAGUACUUGUAAACGAUGUACUUUUUGCAAUAAUGCCUCAUAAUGGUGUAAGUAGGUACUAAUUCCUCUUGUUAAUUCAGUGUUCUUGAGAAUCAUUCCAUAUUUAAUUCGGUUUUCUCUGUAAUUUUAUAAGCAUUAUCGAAACAAGAUAAUAAUGCUGGUCCUAGGCAGAUCCAAUGAUUAUCUAGUUUUUUGACCAGAAGAGACACGUUCAAGACAUCAAACAACGUGGUAUACCGACAGAUAUUUUGGAAUAAGUAUGAAAGGAAUUUAAUAGCUUUCUUGGAAUGUCUAAGUUGAGACCUUGUAUAGUUAUAAUAUUUUGCCCUUUUAUGUAAAAAAUGGAGUACAUACUACAUACGGGCUGUCUCAUUUCUUAACGUAGGACGUUAGUAUUUUUUAAUUAUUGUUAUAUUGUAAAUAUAAUCUACGUUUUCGUUAUUACGUUAAUAAAUUUUGUAUUUAAUUUAGAUUUUUAUUUAUUACCCCUUUAAUUUAUAUAUUUUUUUAUUGAUUUACUGUUUGUUGACUUUACAAUAUUCUGCUUACAUAAUAAAUUUAAGGCCGCCUUACGUUAAAAUAGGCUUAAAAUUUCAGUAUUAGCGAACCAUCCAUCCCAUCUUCCAUCAACUGUAUCGAGGAAAGACGUAAUGUUAAGAUUUUCGAGCAUGUAAUAAUAAUAAUUAAAGGUUUUACAUUGACUACCGUAAUGUUAGCGACAUCAAUUAUAUAAUACUGUAACGGCACACUGAUAUUCGUUUAAAUGUAAAAAUAAAGUGUUAUCGAAAUUCAA
Plutella xylostella (diamondback moth) is the source of this 2945-nucleotide messenger RNA. It is a transcript of the gene alphaSnap, whose product is annotated as Alpha-soluble NSF attachment protein. Gene Ontology annotation, cellular component: vacuolar membrane; SNARE complex. Lineage: Eukaryota; Metazoa; Arthropoda; Insecta; Lepidoptera; Plutellidae. Gene Ontology annotation, molecular function: syntaxin binding; soluble NSF attachment protein activity. The record is from RefSeq and is a predicted model, not a curated record. Gene Ontology annotation, biological process: intracellular protein transport; SNARE complex disassembly.